AUGUCGUUCGCCGGGGUAUCCCUUGUUGCUGACGGCAGGCUUGUGCAGCCACCUUCCGGGGUGCCGGACACCUACUCCAGCACGGCCGGCAGCGGCAGCGACGGCUGGUGGUAUCACCAGCUUGUGGUCCAAGAUUACUCCCGUGUUAAGGAUAUGCCCACGGGAGUGCACAUCACGGGCCGCUCCUUCACCGCUGGAGGCUAUCGAUGGGCCUUGAAGUUCUAUCCCAAUGGUGCCCGUGUGGAGGACGCCGGUUUUAUCUCUGUUUAUCUUGUCCUUGAUGAGGAUGUUGCGCGGCCGGUGAAGGUGCAUCGGCAGUUUAGUUUGGUCCGUCAGGUUCACAUGCAAGAGCUUGCACGCAUCCGCGCAACCGACGCAUUUGAUUUCUCUAGACGUGGUAUUGGUUCGGGUCGCCGUCGUUUCGUAAAAAAAGAGGACCUUGAGAAGUCAGAACAUCUCAAGGGUGAUCUUUUCACUAUCCGGUGUGACUUCAUCAUUGCUGAAGCUGCUGCUACCUUUGUGAAAGUGGGCACCGACGUGACAUUCGAGGUCGGCCAUGAGAUGUUCGACGCGCACCGGUGUGUGCUCGCGACCCGUUCUGCUGUCUUCAUGGCAGAGCUUUUUGGUCCGACGAGGGAGGGCAUUCCUACAGCCAGUGCCAUACAGAUCCAAGACAUGGAGCCUAAUGUGUUCAAGGCCUUGCUCAGUUUCAUCUACACUGACUCAAUGCCCAAGAUGGAGGCGGAAGGAGAAGCCGCGGCUCAGGUUAUGUGGCUGCGACACUUGCAUGCUGGGGCGGACAGGUAUGAUCUCCCACGGCUCAAGUUGAUGUGCGAAGAGAGGCUGUGUGGGCUCGUAGAUUUGAGCUCGGUGACACCCAUCCUUGGUCUGGCAGCGCAGCACUAUUGCAGCCGACUCAAAAAGGCCUGCUUAGAGUUCCUUAAAGUCCAGUCUACUAAAGAUUUGCGAGGAGUCAUGGCGACCAGCGAGUGGGAGCAUAUAGCUGCAACUGACCCCUCUGUUAUGAGCGAGCUCAUCGCUAACCUUAUCUUGAAAGCAUAG
This is a messenger RNA of Aegilops tauschii subsp. strangulata, 1062 nucleotides long. RefSeq names its product BTB/POZ and MATH domain-containing protein 3-like. Gene Ontology annotation, biological process: protein ubiquitination. Lineage: Eukaryota; Viridiplantae; Streptophyta; Magnoliopsida; Poales; Poaceae. Gene Ontology annotation, molecular function: protein binding. The record is from RefSeq and is a predicted model, not a curated record.